This is a messenger RNA of Humulus lupulus (European hop), 872 nucleotides long. RefSeq lists its product as uncharacterized. The transcript has a single exon. NCBI's taxonomy places the organism in Eukaryota, Viridiplantae, Streptophyta, Magnoliopsida, Rosales, Cannabaceae. The record is from RefSeq and is a predicted model, not a curated record. Bases 178 to 762 code for a protein of 194 amino acids.
AGUCGUCAGUCAAAUCAUGUUUGUCAUUUGACAAUUUCCUAGAAAUUGAGAGCCCAUCAAUGAAUUCUUCUUCAUUACUCCCUGCACCAAUAAUAAAAAGCCAAUAUUUUUUCAUCUUACAUAGAAAAGCAUCAAGACCCUUUCUCUUUACAUCAUCACCCCUCAAACCCAAGCUUCAUGGCCAACUAUGGAACUGUCCAAAGGCCAUCCACAACCUCAGCUCCUCCUCUCAUAGGUGAGCCUUAUGAUCCAAAAAACUCCACAAGAAAGAACUUAUCUGUAUCUGACCUCAAACACCUUUGGCCUUUCAAUAUCCCCACAACCACAGAAGCUGCAACCAUUAGAAUCAUCAGAAACCUGGGUGACUUUGGAUUGUUCUAUGCUCUUUUCAUAUGGAUUGGCCUCUUCAUAUCCCUUAUCCCAGAAAGAAAAGUCUCCUUGAUUUACUUGGUGAUUAUGACCUAUAUAACAGCUGUGUACCUUCUGGUGUUAAGGGCACUGCCCAAGUCUGUUGACCUCGAUAGGUUCAUCGACAAAAGAGUAGUCCUUUUCAUUCUAGCCAUAGUGACUAUGGUUGAGCUCAUCCUAACAAAGGCUGCUGUGCAUCUUUUUGCAACUUUGGGUAUUGGUGUUCCAAUAAUUUUGGUUCAUGCAGUUUUAACAAUCCGAAAUGAACUUUCUGCGGAUGGUGAGGCUUCUGAUGCUGUGGAAGUAGUUCCUCUUAGAAACUCCAAUGAAGCAGAGUCAGUUGAUAUAGUUUGAUUAUUUUUUAAGAUUUUGGUAACCAGUGUGGAAUUAAAUGUUUAAGUGUGGAAUUAAAUGUUAAAUUUUUAAUAAAAUUUCACCAGAUCUGUGUACUGGUUUAUUCUAAA